Molecule: messenger RNA, 2715 nt
Organism: Apodemus sylvaticus (European woodmouse)
Lineage: Eukaryota; Metazoa; Chordata; Mammalia; Rodentia; Muridae
Gene: Ptchd4
Product: patched domain containing 4
Exons: 3
Coding region: 1-2715 (904 amino acids)
Cellular component (GO): membrane
Source: RefSeq, a predicted model, not a curated record
AUGUGCUUUUUAAGACGGCCGGGAGCGCCUGCGAGCUGGAUCUGGUGGAGGAUGCUGCGGCAGGUGCUUCGCAGAGGGCUCCAGUCAUUCUGCCACAGGCUGGGCUUAUGCGUGAGCCGGCACCCGGUCUUUUUCCUCACCGUGCCGGCAGUCCUGACCAUCACCUUCGGCCUCAGCGCGCUCAACCGCUUCCAGACCGAGGGCGACCUGGAGCGCCUGGUUGCUCCCAGCCACAGCCUGGCCAAGAUCGAGCGCAGCCUAGCCAGCAGCCUUUUCCCCCUGGACCAGUCCAAAAGCCAGCUCUAUUCGGACUUACACACCCCUGGGAGGUAUGGCAGGGUGAUCCUCCUCUCCCCACCCGGGGACAAUAUUUUGCUCCAGGCUGAGGGGAUUCUGCAGACCCACCGAGCCGUGAUGGAAAUGAAGGUGAACCACAAGGGCUAUAAUUAUACUUUUUCCCAUCUGUGUGUGUUGAGAAAUCAGGAUAAGAAAUGCGUGCUGGAUGAUAUUAUUUCAGUGCUAGAGGAUCUCAGGCAGGCUGCCGUCUCCAAUAAGACAACAGCCAGGGUGCAAGUAAGGUAUCCCAACACUAAAUUAAAGGAUGGGAGGAACAGUUUUAUUGGACACCAACUGGGCGGGGUAGUGGAAGUGCCAAACAGCAAAGACCAGCGGGUCAAGUCAGCCAGAGCCAUUCAAAUCACCUACUACCUCCAGACCUAUGGUUCUGCCACUCAAGACCUCAUAGGGGAGAAGUGGGAGAAUGAGUUCUGUAAACUUAUGAGGAAGCUCCAGGAUGAGCACCAAGACCUCCAGCUGUACUCUCUGGCAUCUUUUAGCCUCUGGAGAGACUUUCAUAAGACCAGCAUCCUGACCAGAAGCAAGGUCCUGGUGAGCCUUGUGCUGAUUCUGACCACGGCCACCCUCUCCAGCUCCAUGAAGGACUGCUUGCGCAGUAAGCCCUUCCUGGGCCUCCUGGGGGUGCUCACAGUAUGCAUUUCCAUCGCCACUGCAGCCGGGAUCUUCUUCAUCACUGAUGGGAAGUACAACUCCACCCUUCUGGGAAUCCCUUUCUUCGCCAUGGGUCAUGGAACAAAAGGAGUAUUUGAGCUUCUGUCUGGAUGGCGGAGAACCAAAGAGAAUUUACCCUUCAAAGACAGGGUAGCAGACGCCUAUUCUGAUGUGAUGGUCACCUACACCAUGACCAGUUCCCUGUACUUUAUCACAUUUGGUAUGGGUGCCAGCCCCUUCACAAACAUAGAGGCAGUGAAGAUCUUCUGUCAGAAUAUGUGUGUCUCUAUUCUAUUGAACUACUUCUACAUUUUCUCUUUCUUUGGCUCUUGCCUGGUCUUUGCUGGACAACUGGAGCAAAAUCGAUACCACAGCAUCUUUUGCUGUAAAAUCCCUUCUGCCGAAUACCUGGACCGCAAGCCUAUGUGGUUCCAGACAGUAAUGAGUGAUGGGCACCAACAGACAUCCCAUCAUGAGACAAACCCCUACCAGCACCAUUUCAUUCAGCACUUCCUCCGAGAACAUUACAAUGAGUGGAUUACCAAUAUCUAUGUGAAGCCAUUUGUGGUCAUCCUGUAUCUCAUUUACGCCUCGUUCUCCUUCAUGGGGUGCUUGCAGAUCAGUGAUGGAGCCAGCAUCAUCAACCUACUAGCCAGUGACUCCCCGAGUGUUUCCUAUGCCAUGGUUCAACAAAAGUAUUUCAGCAACUAUAGCCCUGUAAUAGGAUUCUACGUCUAUGAACCCCUGGAGUACUGGAACAGCAGUGUCCAAGAGGACCUGCAGAGACUCUGUAGUGGGUUCACUGCAGUGUCCUGGGUAGAACAGUAUUAUCAGUUUCUGAAAACGAGCAACAUCAGUGCCAAUAACAAGACCGACUUCAUCAGUGUCCUACAAAGCUCGUUUUUAAAAAAGCCAGAAUUCCAACACUUUCGGAAUGAUAUCAUUUUCUCCAGAGCUGGGGAUGAAAACAACAUCAUUGCUUCUCGCUUAUAUCUGGUGGCCAGGACUAGCAGGGACAAGCAGAAGGAAGUCAUAGAAGUUCUGGACAAGUUGAGGCCUCUGUCUCUCUCAAAGAGCAUCCGGUUCAUCGUCUUUAACCCUUCCUUUGUUUUCACAGACCAUUACAGUUUGUCAGUCACCGUGCCUGUUCUAAUUGCAGGCUUUGGGGUUCUCCUGGUGUUAAUCCUGACUUUCUUCCUAGUGAUCCAUCCUCUGGGAAACUUCUGGAUAAUUCUUAGCGUCACCUCAAUUGAGUUGGGCGUUCUGGGCUUAAUGACGUUGUGGAAUGUCGACAUGGAUUGCAUUUCUAUCUUGUGCCUUAUCUACACCUUAAAUUUUGCCAUUGACCACUGUGCACCACUGCUUUACACAUUUGUAUUAGCAACUGAGCACACCAGAACACAAUGUAUAAAAAGCUCCCUGCAAGAGCAUGGGACAGCCAUUUUGCAAAACAUUACUUCUUUUCUUAUUGGGUUGGUCCCCCUCCUCUUUGUGCCUUCAAACCUGACCUUCACACUGUUCAAAUGCUUGCUGCUGACUGGGGGUUGCACGUUUCUCCACUGUUUCGUUAUCUUACCUGUGUUCCUAACCUUUUUUCCUCCUUCCAAAAAGCACCACAAGAAAAAGAAACGGGCCAAACGAAAGGAGAGAGAGGAAAUUGAAUGCAUAGAAAUCCAAGAGAACCCUGAUCAUGUCACCACAGUCUGA